Eptesicus fuscus (big brown bat) is the source of this 790-nucleotide messenger RNA. Its product is annotated as C-C motif chemokine 2. Gene Ontology annotation, cellular component: extracellular region. The transcript is spliced from 3 exons. Gene Ontology annotation, molecular function: CCR chemokine receptor binding; chemokine activity. Gene Ontology annotation, biological process: cellular response to type II interferon; chemokine-mediated signaling pathway; positive regulation of ERK1 and ERK2 cascade. The record is from RefSeq and is a predicted model, not a curated record. The coding region runs from base 96 to 395 and encodes 99 amino acids. NCBI's taxonomy places the organism in Eukaryota, Metazoa, Chordata, Mammalia, Chiroptera, Vespertilionidae.
AGCAGCCGGAGCAGCACAGAGGCUCACAGGCUCAGACACCAGCCACUCUCUCUCCAGCCACUCUCUCCCUGAAGCUCGUCUCCUCAGCCUCCAGCAUGAAGGUCUCCGCAGCGCUCCUCUGCCUGCUGCUCACCGUGGCCGCCCUCACCACCCAGGUGCUCGCUCAGCCAGACGCAGUCACCUCCCCAAUCACCUGCUGCUAUACAUUCACGGAGAAGAAGAUCCCGAUGCCGAAGCUGGUGAGCUACAAGAGAGUCACCAGCAGCAAGUGCCCCAAAGAGGCUGUGAUCUUCACGACCAAACUGAACAAGGAUGUCUGUGCUGACCCCCAGCUGAAGUGGGUCCAGGAUUCCAUGAAGCUCCUAGACAAGAAAACCCAAACUCCAAAGCCUUGAAUGCCCACUCCACAACCCAAGAAUCUAAGCCUAAUUUAUUUCCUCCUAACUUUCCCUAAAUGCCCUCUGAUAUUAUUUUAUUGUAUUUUCAAAGAAUAUGAACUUUGUUUAUUGAUAUGAAACAUGAUGUCUUAAGUAAUGCUAACCUUAUUUAAGUUAUUGAUGUUUUAAGUUUAUCUCCCACAGACACUGUGUUUUUUAGACUUGGAGACCUUUGUCUAAAUUGCUUCCCUCAGGGGUGCACUUCAGUUCCACUCCUGAAGUGGCAUGAGGGUCCUUGCAACAAUCAUGAAUACAAACACGUGUUGUCUUAAAUUCUAAGGUAUUGCUAAAAACGUUAUUAUGGAGAUGUAUAUGAUGUUACUCUGGAGCAAUAUAUAUAUUUUUGUACAAAA